Molecule: messenger RNA, 4068 nt
Organism: Vitrella brassicaformis
Lineage: Eukaryota; Vitrellaceae
Source: the annotation of a GenBank genome assembly
CCGCGAGAAGCGAAGGAUAGAGAUCUGCGAAUACCGAUGGCAGAAGAGUCCAGCAAGAUGGCGCUGACAGACGAAACACAGACCACAAAGGGCAAACUGGUGCGCUCACACGAAUGAGGAAUCGCCCUGCUAGAGACAGUCCAUCUUCCGGUGGCUGCGUGGAUCUGUGUGUUUCAGGGCGUCCUUGCCUUCUGGAGAUGGCCACUCCACUGGCAGGUCCGCGCGAGAGAGAUACACACACCACUUCACGCCCUGCAGAUGGCAGAGAUCGCUCUGUGUGUACUGUGUGUGUGCGUAUGGUGUGUGCAGGCGCUGGGCGGCAUCGUGAUGGGUUUGGUGUUGGGCUAUUUGUCUGGCGGCGUGGGUUAUGCCACAUUCAAAUCCACCAGAUGGGACAUGAUCAUCUACGACCUCAUCGGGUGCGCAGAGACAGACAGAUGCAAUGCAGCCACGGGCAUGACCAUACCAUCUCUCUCUAUGGUGUGUGUGUGUGUGCAGAGAUAUGUUCCUGCAGGGUCUGAAGAUGGUAGUGGUGCCUCUGGUGCUGACAGCCAUCGUCAACGCCACUGCUGGUAUGGGUGACAGGGCCGGAUUCGGUAGACUGGGGGGCAAGACCGUCCUCUUCUACCUCGUCACGUCACUCUGCUCCACUCUCAUCGGCCUCGCCUUUGUCAACAUCAUCAAACCGGGUAAGGAAGCUCGCUGUGUACGGCCAGGCCACCCACACGCCUCAGUGUGUGAAUGGGUGACCUGUCUGUCUGUGUUGUGUGCAGGCGAGGGCUCGGUGGGCACGACGGUCGACGAGACGCUCAAGUCCGUCGAGAAUGAGGGCUCUGACGAGCAGGGCAACCUGCAGAAGAUCGAGGAGCGCUCGGAGGGAAGGGGCGGGAUCGAGUCGAUCCUGACGGUCUUUCGAAACAUGGUGCCCCCCAACAUCUUCGCGGCGUUUGCCGAGGACCAGAUGCUGGGCGUGAUUGUGUUCGCCCUUCUGUUCAGCUAUUACAUGGCCCGCCUGCAGGGGGAGCAGAGACGGAUCAUGACGGUCAUCUGGGAAGGUGCGCCGGCACGUGGGAGGGACGGGCAAGGCAGGGCAGGGGAGGAUGUGUGUGUUUGGGUGUGUGUAUGUGUGUGUUCAGGCGCGUACAACGUUAUGCUGGGCAUAGUUUUCUUCGUGCUGAAUUUCCUGCCUUUGGGCGUCAUGUGUCUGAUCGCACAGAGCUUCGCCGACGCAUUUGCGCAGGACAAGUAACCAACAAUGGCCACACACACACACACACACACACACAGGUGCGCAUGCAUCACCCUCCCCUCCAUCCCUCCACACUUGUGUGUGUGUGUGUCAGCUUUGUGGAGCGCAUGACGCAGCUGGGCCUGUUUGCCGUGACGUCUGUGUGUGCGCUGGCCACACACAUCUUCAUCCUCAUGCCGCUCUUCCUGUUUGCUCUCGGACGCGUCAACCCUAUCAGGUCACACACACAAAGCCACCCACACCGUCCAUCCCACCCUACCUCGACGGUUCCAUCUCAUCUUUGCCCACACCACAUGCUGUAUGUAACACAACCCAGGCACUUCAACGCCGUGAUGCCUGCGUUGCUGACGGCCUUCUCGACUGCGAGCAGCAGCGCCACCCUGCCCCUCACCAUGAGCUGUGUGGAGCAGCGGGCUGGAGUCAGCAAGAGGAUGGCCAACUUCGUCCUGCCUUUGGGUGCAACUGUUAACAUGGACGGCAGUGCCCUCUAUGAAUGUGUCGUGGUGAGUGCAAUUUAGUGUACAGAUCACAGUUCUUGUGAGCGCUCGAGAUGUUUGUUUGUGAUGGUAUGGCUGGGUGCGUCAGGUGAUCUUCUUGGCUCAGUUCAGCGGUAUUGAGCUCACCUUCACCAAUCAGCUGAUAGUGGUGAUACUGGCCCUCCUGACGUCCAUCGGCGUGGCGGGCAUCCCGUCUGCGUCGCUGGUGGCCAUUGUGGUCAUCCUCAACGCUGUCAAUGCCAACCUCCCCGGGGUGAGCAAGCCAAGUUCAGAGAGGGCACAACACAAUCCGAUUGACACACACGACAACACCGCGCAGCGCAGGACACACUUGUCAAUUAUGCGCUUUGUGUGUAUGUGUCGUCGCUUUGCCUGUGUCGCAGGGCCAGACGAUUCCCCUGGAGACCCUUGCCGUCAUCCUCAUCAUCGACCGACCACUGGUGAGCUCCUGAGCCUUCGCACCACGUCGCUCCUUCCACGAUCCCACCUCUCUCUCUCUCUCUCUCUGUGUGUGUGUGUGUGUCCAUUAAAGGACAUGUGCCGGACGGCUGUCAACGUCAUGGGCGACACGGUGGGCACCAUCCUCAUCGCCCGGUCCGAGGGCGAGAAGCCGCUCACCAAGCACCCCGACGAGAUGCAGAAGCUCUUCAUGGAGAACUUCGCCAUGCACGAGAUGGAGCACGGAGCGGGCAAGGGUGGCGGGGAGGGUGGUGCCGACCAGCAGGGGCCGUCGUCUCAGGUGCAGACCAAGGAGAGCUCGGAGGUGCAGUCGACAGAGGAGGAGAACAACACCAACGGUGACAGCGGCGAAGACGCCAAGGCACUCGCCGUGUGCUAGAUGGUUCGAUGGAUGGAUGGAUGGGGCGUGUGUGCAUUGUAUCUAUCCAUCUUGUCUGGCUGGGGUGUCUGUCUGUCUGUCUGUCUGUCGUGGAGUAAGUCGCUUACCAGUCAAUGUUCGUCCGCUCGUACAAUGUAUUCAUGUAUAUGUCGGGAGAGCGAGGGCGAGGGAGAGAGAAGCGAGGCGAGGAUGUCGAAUGAAGUUUUGCACGGACGCGCCCGGUGCAUCCGUCUGUGUGGCGGUCGUACACCUCCUGUUGGUAACGGAUGGCGAGCAGUGUUUCCCCACGCUGCUCACCACCGGUUGCCAGCGGGGGAGUGACGAACUCAACACGACGGACACGGGGCGCAGCCCAGCACACGUCUGUGGCUCGUAAGAUUGAGAGAGAAGGAGAAGAAUGUUUUGCCUGCUUGCCUACAGUCAGUGAGUGUACAUUGCCUGUAACAAACAUCAUUCGGGGGUGGGCCUGCACCGCGUCGUGUCGUGUCUUGUCUUGUCCUGAUAUGCCGUCUUUUAUAUACAUGUGAGUCUGUCAGGUCGGUCAUGUCAUGUCAUGUGUGUGUGUCCGUCUGUCUGUCUGUCUGUCUGGUGUGCGUACGGGAAUAUCCACACAUACAUAUACACACAUCGAUCGAUGCAUAUACACGUACUGACUGCAUGGCAUGAAUGCAUUGUAUGUGGGUGCGCUAUGUGCAUUGCCGAGUGGCUGGCUGACGAGUGGCUGACGGUAGUCACCCUCACCACAUCGUCAGACAGCCACAUAAGCGGCAACGGAGACGUUCCAUGGAUGGAUGGAUGGAUGGGUGCGUGCAUACCAACCCGGGCUGACCCACUCACUCAGUGCAUUGCAUUGCAUUGCAUUGCAUGGCCAUUCAUUCGUUUCUCACGUGGCUGCAUGUCAUGUGUGAGCAUGUGAUGUGAUGUGUAUGUGUGCUUGUACGUGUGCCCACAUGUAUGUAUGUAUUUAUCUAUCGCCUUUAUGGGGGACAGCUGUCUGUCCUGUCGGCGCUCUCUCGUCGACACGUGACCUGACGUGGGUGUGGUGUGCAGAAGGACGGAAGUGGUUGGGGUGGGAUGGGCUGAGUGAGUGCCUCUCUCUCGACUUGAUUCACUGCUGGGCCUGCUGGCCGCCUGGGUGCACUUUUCGAAACGCAGGCAGGCAGGCAGGCAGGCAGGCAGACACAAGAGAUGACGACUCUCUCACCCACUCACCCACUCAACUCACCGACGUUCAGCUGGCCGACAGGACUCCGCUACUUUUUGUCCUUCCAUGGGUGCCUCUGCCGUGCCGUGGAUGGAUGCAAGUGCAUGUCCGUGUGUGUGGGCAUGCGUAUGUAUGUGUGUGAGAAUGGUGGGUUUGUAUGGGUUUCAUGCAGUGACAUACCAUUGCAAUGCAGUGUGGUGGAUACGACCGACCGACUUGUCAUCUCCCCUGAACAGAACACGAUCGCAAUGGAUGAAUGAAUGAGAAAGCCUUCUCGCCG